CAUCAGGGUUCGGACGGACCCCAAGCCUAAACCAGGAUCUCCGUCUCCGCCACCUCAGUGUGUGUGUGUGUGUGUGUCCGCAUCGGCAUACUCCAGGUAAAUCCAUUUAGGUCCAGAGGCCUCUGAAUCCAUCCAGAGUCCACCCCUCCUUCUGUUCCUCCACCUCCUCCUCCCCAUCCCUGAGUAGUAAUGGACCGUUCUGUGCAGGAUCUGUUUAUGAACUUCACCAUCGUGCUGAUCACUGUGCUGCUGAUGUGGCUGCUGGUCAAGACCUACCAGGACUGAACCAUCUCAGAAGCAAGGGGGGGUGCGCGAUAAGAUGGAGAAAAAAGUGUACUGUUUAAUUACGCAUUUGGGAAGGGCAUGUGGUGCCAGCACAGAGAUGCAAACACGCUGUCAUCUAGCCUACACUUCCUGAAGCCUUGUUUAAGCUUUCAGAUCCAUGUGUUUUUGUUGUGACGUCACAUGUCGCUUUGUAUUGCUGUUGGAUGUUUGUUAAAACAUUUUGUAUUCUGAUAGAAGCUUGAUCAAAAGUUAUUACAAAACUCUGGUAGAGUGACAAAGAAAACACACAUUUCAUAAUAAAACA
Molecule: messenger RNA, 589 nt
Organism: Osmerus eperlanus (European smelt)
Lineage: Eukaryota; Metazoa; Chordata; Actinopteri; Osmeriformes; Osmeridae
Product: sarcolipin
Exons: 2
Coding region: 190-285 (31 amino acids)
Cellular component (GO): membrane
Molecular function (GO): enzyme regulator activity
Source: RefSeq, a predicted model, not a curated record